CGCAGGUGACGGACUCCAGUCUGAUUCUAAAUGCAAAAAGGCUUAAUAAAACACAGGUGAUUUACACAUUCAACAUGACGCUGAGAACGGGGAAGUAUAUAAACUCAAGGUCCAUCUUAUUUGCUGCAUUUCCACCAUCUUUACUUGGCUCAGUGAGACAGCACAGCUUUAGGAGAAAAACAGUGUUGUAGUAAAGAUGGACUUCAACUUGAUCUUGUCCUGGACUCUUCUCCUGCUUUCCUUCGGCCAACUGCUGGCACACCCUGUCUCAGAAACAGCAGAUAUGUCUUACCAAGGAAUUGACUCAGCCGAGGAGGCAGGAGCAAUCGGUCCUGAGGACCUGGAUUUGAUCAGCCUUCUCCAGAGGACUGCGGGCUUCAAUUACGCCCCACUGCUCUCUAAAGAUGGUUUCAGAGUGUCCGGGUUGCUCCCUAAAGAAGCUCUAAAAGAGGUUCUGCUGGAGAAACCAGGCCAUCUAAGCUCUCUCAAUCACAUACUUGGUAUUAAGAGGCCAUACAGAAAGAGGGGCAAUGGAGCGGACUGCUUCUGGAAGUAUUGUGUUUAAUACUGAGAUGGAAAAUCACAUGCAUGACUGAGAGACUGGGCUUGUUUUCAGAUACCAACAUAACAUGUACACACACACACACACACACACACACACACACACACACACACACACACACACACACACACACACACACACACACACACACACACACACAGGUACAGCAUUGAUAAACACCCUCAAAAUACAUAUCUGUUGUUGACACACUGGAUGAGAUACAAUUGAAGCCUCUUAACCACAGGUAUUUGGGGUUGUUUAUAUUUUUGCACACCGCCAUUUCUGUGAUGUUCUGUAAACCUUUAAAAAUGUUGUGUGAUAUUGAUACACAGCACACAGCAUCAUUUUUCUUUUUAGUAAAUGCUGUAAUAAGUACAU
This is a messenger RNA of Tachysurus fulvidraco (yellow catfish), 940 nucleotides long. It is a transcript of the gene uts2a, whose product is annotated as urotensin 2, alpha. Gene Ontology annotation, molecular function: hormone activity. The record is from RefSeq and is a predicted model, not a curated record. Bases 197 to 565 code for a protein of 122 amino acids. NCBI's taxonomy places the organism in Eukaryota, Metazoa, Chordata, Actinopteri, Siluriformes, Bagridae. Gene Ontology annotation, cellular component: extracellular region. The transcript is spliced from 4 exons. Gene Ontology annotation, biological process: regulation of blood pressure; blood vessel diameter maintenance.